UCUUGUGACGUCAUGACGUAGGAGAGGCGUCAGUUCAUGUACGGAAAUAAAUUGAACGGCCUGUUCAUUAUUAUAUACUCUGAUCCGUGCAAUGGGCAGCUUAUGUCUGGCUACGAGUCGUUGUUUUGUUCGUCAGAGUUUUCCGGGGCUUCCGAGCAUGCUGAGCCGCCAGUACAGCAUGAAUAUUUCCGCCGGGCUGCUGCGGACGCAGAGCUUUAUCGACGGCCGCUGGGUGUCGGCCUCCUCCACCUUCCCCGUGCUGGACCCGGCUACUGGACAGGAGCUGGCGCAGGUCUCAGACUGCGGACCUCAGCAGACUCAGGAAGCUGUUAACGCCGCGUACAAAGCAUUUUAUUCAUGGAAGGCUCAAACUGCAAAGGAAAGGAGCCUUCUCCUACGGAAGUGGUUUGAUCUACUCAAUCAAAACAAGGAGGAUCUGGCCAAGCUUAUUACAGCGGAGUGUGGCAAACCCAUGAAGGAGUCCCUCACUGAGAUUGCGUACUCUGCAUCUUUUCUUGAGUGGUUCUCUGAGGAAGCCCGUCGUGUCUAUGGGGACGUUGUUGCACCAGCAGCCAAGGACCGUAAGAUAUUGCUGCUCAAACAGCCAGUGGGUGUGGCCUCUAUAAUCACCCCAUGGAACUUCCCCAGUGCCAUGAUCACCAGAAAGGUGGGAGCGGCCCUGGCAGCCGGCUGUACAGUAGUGGUAAAGCCUGCUGAAGACACACCCCUUUCUGCUUUAGCACUUGCUGAGCUAGCAGUGCAGGCUGGAAUCCCUCCCGGUGUGUUUAAUGUGGUACCCUGCUCCAGGGAGAAGACCCCUGCUGUGGGUGAAAUCCUCUGCACUGACCCUCUGGUGGCCAAAGUCUCAUUCACCGGCUCCACUGCCACGGGCAAGAUACUGCUAAAGCAUGCUGCUGAAACUGUCAAGAGGGUGUCAAUGGAGUUGGGUGGACAUGCUCCCUUCAUUGUCUUUAACAGUGCUGAUGUGGACAAAGCUGUAGCCGGUGCAAUGGCCUCCAAAUUUAGAAACUCCGGCCAAACCUGUGUAUGCUCCAACCGCUUUUUGGUGCAGAGUAAGAUCUAUGAUGUAUUUAUGGAGAAGCUGGGGAAGGCAAUGGACGCAGAGCUGAGAACAGGCCAUGGAUUUGAUCCCACAAGCACUCAGGGGCCCUUGAUCAAUGUCCGUGCUGCUGAGAAGGUGGAGCAUCAGAUCAUGGAUGCUGUCUCACAAGGGGCUGUUGUAGUGAAAGGUGGAAAGAGACUUGAGGGUUCUUUCAUGCAGCCCACACUGCUGUCCAACGUCACAACUGACAUGCUAUGUAUGCGAGAGGAGACUUUUGGUCCGCUGAUACCUGUUCUCAAAUUCAACACAGAAGAGGAGGCUCUUGCCAUUUCUAACGCAUCCUCAGUUGGAUUAGCAGGCUACUUCUACUCUCAGGACCUGAGUCAGAUCUGGCGAGUGGCUGAGCAGCUGGAGGUGGGAAUGGUUGGGGUAAACGAGGCUCUUAUGUCCACAGCAGAAGCUGCAUUUGGUGGGGUUAAACAAUCAGGCCUGGGAAGAGAGGGCUCCAAGUAUGGCAUUGAUGAGUACCUGGACGUAAAGUACAUGUGUAUUGGUGGGCUUAAUAUCUAAGCAUGAUUCUACUAUCUGUUUAUUCCUUGCUAAAUAAAAUCAAGAAAUAAUGAAAGGACAUUACAUUAGAGCACUGUGAAUGAAACUGUAACAGAUGGUGAUUAUAGGGACUGAUACAUGUGUCAAGCGAAAAGCACGUUUGUGAAAGAGAAAAAUAAUUAAACCAGAGAAGAAAGUAUGUUAUUUUUUUGUAUAUAUCCUCAUGAUCAUUCUAAUAAUUCUUAACAUUGUCUGGUGCUAUCUGGCAAAAAAAAAAAAAUUGUGUGGGGAGGAACACUUUGCACCCUCAGUGGUACUUAUCACCCAUUGUCCACCUAAUACUCAACUAGUAAACUGCAUCUCUGUCUCUGAAAAAGUGUAUAAUACAAUUUUUUGGGAAAAACACAUUAAUGUGUGUUAAAUGUACUAUAUGAGUAAAUGGUGUUUUAAGCAGUUCUAUGGUUAAUAGUCUUGUGAAUAGUUGUUGUAUUAAGGAAUUUAUUUUUGUAAAAAUGUUUACUACCUUUUAAUUAAAAAAUGCUGACAAGGGAUGGACUAAGAAAAAUAGAAUAUAGUAUUGUUUAAGUGCCAUGAAUCUGUGAACUAUUUUAUAUAUAUUUUUUUAAUAUCUGAAAAAUUAUUUUGUGGCCAUUUCAGUGUCAUUUGCCAUAUUAAUAUAUCUUUAUGUUAUGUGAUUGGUCAGAUCAUUAAUCAAAAUCAAGUAUGCUUUACCAUCUGAUUGGCUUUAUGCUGCUUUAGACAAAAAAAAUGCAAUUAAACCAGAUUUUAACACUCA
This is a messenger RNA of Clarias gariepinus (North African catfish), 2408 nucleotides long. RefSeq names its product aldehyde dehydrogenase 5 family, member A1 (succinate-semialdehyde dehydrogenase) (gene aldh5a1). The transcript has 10 exons. The coding region runs from base 92 to 1633 and encodes 513 amino acids. Lineage: Eukaryota; Metazoa; Chordata; Actinopteri; Siluriformes; Clariidae. Gene Ontology annotation, molecular function: succinate-semialdehyde dehydrogenase (NAD+) activity. The record is from RefSeq and is a predicted model, not a curated record. Gene Ontology annotation, biological process: GABA catabolic process.